Messenger RNA from Prosopis cineraria, 516 nucleotides. RefSeq lists its product as uncharacterized. The record is from RefSeq and is a predicted model, not a curated record. Gene Ontology annotation, molecular function: nucleic acid binding. Bases 1 to 516 code for a protein of 171 amino acids. NCBI's taxonomy places the organism in Eukaryota, Viridiplantae, Streptophyta, Magnoliopsida, Fabales, Fabaceae. Gene Ontology annotation, biological process: DNA integration. The transcript has 3 exons.
AUGGGACCAUUUCCCAUGUCUUUCAACAAUCAAUAUAUCCUUGUUGCUGUAGACUAUGUCUCAAAAUGGAUCGAAGCGGUAGUAUUUCCUACUAAUGAUGCUAAAGUAGUGCUCAAGUUCUUGAAGAACCAUAUUUUCACCCGCUUUGGAGCACCAAGAGCCAUUGUGAGUGAUGGUGGUACUCAUUUUUGCAACAAUCAAUUUCAAUCUCUCUUGAAGAAAUAUGGUGUCAAGUACAAGGUUGCACUUGCCUACCAUCCACAAACUAAUGAGCAAGCUGAGAUUUCUAAUCAAGAAAUUAAGAAGAUACUUGAAAAGACGGUAGGAGUGUUACAGCUCAGUGAUUUAAGAACAAUGGCAGCUGAAGUGGAUAGGAAAUCCAGAGGUAGGGGCGACAAGGAAUUCAACAUGUUUAAACAACCAGUAAUGGGUAAGAAAAGUGUCCCUCUUUCAAAAAAAGCUAAGGUCAUUGAGGUUGGUGAAAGUUCCAAGGGAUCGGGAUGGGAUAAAACCUGA